Messenger RNA from Lactuca virosa, 1323 nucleotides. The record is from the annotation of a GenBank genome assembly. Lineage: Eukaryota; Viridiplantae; Streptophyta; Magnoliopsida; Asterales; Asteraceae.
AUGGUUUCUCUCUCCACAUUCUCUCUCUCUCUCUCAUUAAUUGAAUUAAGUAAACUUGUUUUUGUUUUACAUUUUGUUCUUCAAAAUGCACCUCUUGUUAUUGGCCAUCAGGACAAUGAGAUGCGAUAUCGCUUCAUUUAUAAUCAUUUUCCAAGUUUACAAGAAGAGGAUAUAAUCGGGAAAACAGAUGAGGAAAUAUUCAAAGGUGGUGGUGUAAAGGAAUCCCAAGACUUCAAAAGAGAAGUUCUUGAAAUAGGAUUACCAGCAAAAAGAGAAAUUACUUUUGAAAGCGAAUUAUUUGGUGACAAAACAUUUUUAUUUUAUGUUGAACCUGUUUUCAGCAAAGAUGGAGAAACAAUCGGUGUUAAUUACAUGGGCAUGGACAUCACUGAUCAGGUUAGAAGGAGAGAAAAGAUGGCAAAACUCCGGGAAGAAAUAGCUGUGCAGAAGGCUAAAGAGGAAGAACUUAAUAAAACCAUUAAUAUUACAGAGGAAACUAUGAGAGUGAAACAAAUGUUGGCAACCAUGUCACAUGAGAUAAGAUCUCCAUUAUCCGGGGUUGUUAGCAUGGCAGAGAUUUUAUCAACUACAAAACUCGAUAAUGAUCAAAAACAACUCUUGGAUGUUAUAUUAUCUUCUUCUGUUUUAGUUCUUCAACUUAUAAAUGACAUUCUUGACCAUUCCAAAGGCGAGUCAGGAGUUAUGAAGCUGGAAGCUACAAAAUUCAGGCCUAGAGAAGUAAUCAAUGAUGUUGUUCAAACUGCUGUUGCUUCAUUGAAAAAGAAGCUGAUUUUGGAAGGACACGUAUCAGAUGAUGUCCCAUUGGAGAUUAUUGGUGAUGUUCUUUGGAUUCGACAGAUUCUCACCAACUUGAUCAGCAAUGCUAUCAAGUUUACUCACCAAGGGAAGGUUGAGAUAAAUCUAUAUGUAAUAGCAGAUCCAUAUCCUCAACAUGAACCGAAGAAGAUAAACACAGAUGACUCAUCGAUCUCAGCAAAAAUCAAUGGGCAUGAGGAGAAUGAACCUGAGUCGCAUGAAACAGUAGUCUGGAUACGCUGUGAUGUUAAAGAUACAGGAAUCGGAAUACCAGACACUGCAUUGCCGAAUUUAUUCAAAAAAUACACGCAAGCCAGUGCAGAUACAGCUAGGAAAUACGAUGGGACUGGAUUAGGUUUAGUGAUCUGCAAACAAUUGGUUGAGCUGAUGGGAGGACAUCUGACUGUAUCGAGUAAAGAACAUUGUGGAUCUACAUUUACUUUCGAUUUACCUCAUAAGGUUUCACAUCCAUGGUCGACUUUAACGAAAAUUACUAAGCACAGUUAA